Pseudomyrmex gracilis is the source of this 2525-nucleotide messenger RNA. RefSeq names its product E3 UFM1-protein ligase 1 homolog (gene Ufl1). Gene Ontology annotation, biological process: regulation of proteasomal ubiquitin-dependent protein catabolic process; protein K69-linked ufmylation; response to endoplasmic reticulum stress. Bases 115 to 2409 code for a protein of 764 amino acids. Gene Ontology annotation, cellular component: endoplasmic reticulum membrane. NCBI's taxonomy places the organism in Eukaryota, Metazoa, Arthropoda, Insecta, Hymenoptera, Formicidae. The transcript is spliced from 5 exons. The record is from RefSeq and is a predicted model, not a curated record. Gene Ontology annotation, molecular function: UFM1 ligase activity.
UGAUACUGGGUGCUUUCCAAGAUCAAGAGAAGUGAUGUCAUUAGUGAUGUCAUCUUACUCCGAUUGUAACAUUUCAGAUAAAAAAGAGAUUUGUACGUAGAAGAACGUUGAAAGAUGGCCACUGUAGAUUGGGAAGAAAUUAAGAGACUGGCCGCUGAUUUCCAGAAGGCCCAGCUCAGCUCGACUUUGCAAAAACUUUCUGAACGAAAUUGUAUAGAGAUUAUAGUGACAUUGGUUGAAAACAAGCUUUUGGAUAUCAUAUUUACUAAUGAUGGCAGAGAAUACGUGACUCCUCAGCAUCUUGAGAAAGAAAUCAAAGAUGAACUGUAUAUGCAUGGUGGAAAAGUUAGUUUAGUUGAUUUGGCGCAAAUUCUUAAUGUUAAUUUGUCGCAUAUAACUAAAGUAGUAUCUGAAAUCGAAAAGCACAAUAAAGGGUUAAAAGUAAUAUUGGGACAACUCAUUGAUAAAAGUUACAUAAACAAAAUUGCAGAAGAGAUAAAUGACAAACUUGUCCAGCAUGGUUGUAUCAAUGUGGCUGAGUUGACACUUACUUACAAUUUGCCAGCUGAAUUUCUGCAAUCAGUCAUUGAGAAAGAACUUGGAAGGAUAAUACAUGCAACACAAGAUACUCAAGAUCUUAAAGUCUUUUACACCGAAAGUUUUGUUGCCAGAAAUAGAGCAAAACUAAAAGGUGCUUUGUCUGCUAUUACAAAACCUACACCAUUAUCUACGAUAUUAGGACAAUGUGGUGUUUCAGAAAGAAUUUUUUUUUCAAUUCUAGAUAGUCUGCAAGAAUUAAAACAAGUACCUGGAGUUGUAACUGGAAAACAGAGUGGAAAUAGUAUUUAUAUACCUACUAUAUACUCUAAAAGUCAAAACGAAUGGGUUGAAAACUUUUACAAACAGAACGGAUAUUUAGAAUACGAUGCGCUUACAAGACUUGGUAUAUCAGACCCAUUGAGUUUCAUAAAACGUCAUUUUCCGAAUAAAAACAUGGUUUUUUUGAAAUCAGUAGCGGUUGGGACAAUAGUAACCGAUCAAGUAGAUGCCAAUAUUGACGAAAUUGUUGCAACCGGAUCUUUCGUUGAUGUUUAUCCUCUUUUACCAUCUGUAUUCAGCGACGAGGAUGCGGAAAUUCUUCUUAAAUUAUCCACAAAAAAGACAAAGAUGAAUGUACAUGUAUUUGCAAAGACAGUAGCGGUGUCUGAUGCAUUUUUGCAAACUUUAACAAAAUCCCUCGAAAAGAUAGCGGAACAAAAAGCUCAAGAAAUGGUGUUAAAUGGAAAGUGGAUUCAAUCUGUUGUUGAAAAUAAAUUAAAAUCUAAACCCGCGGAUGUAAUAAAUGAUAGUAAAAUGAGUAGAAAAGAAGAACGUAGGAAAAAAGCAACUGUUGGCAAAUCCGGUGGUGGUAACCAAGGCAGGGAAACCAAAACUAAGUCCACAAAAAAGAAAUAUCUUCAAGGAAAAAUACAAGAAAACGAGUCUGAUGAAGACGAGACGAAGCAGGCAACGGUUGGAAGAGGCGAAAUCACAGUAAUAUCAAUAGAGGAUGUGAGAACUGAAAUUGUAAAAGACGAGAAUAUAUCUGUAAUUGAAGAAUUAGUUGAGGAAUUAGCGUGUCUCUUGCAACCAAAAUUAAACAAAUAUGCAUUAUCAUUAACAGAACAAUUGGCGCAAUCUAAUAAAACCACGAAUCUAAACAAGAUUGGUGAACGUCUCAAUAUUCUAAUAAUGAACAUUCGAAUAUUCGACAAAGGUAUCAGACAUUUUGACAAAGCGGAUCAAGUUCCGCUAGCUAAAUAUCUGUUGAAAUCUCUGGGUCUUGAUUUUGUCACGAGUAUAUUUAAAUUGGCUGCCCAGCAAAAUAUGCUCCAAGUACCGGAAAAUAUCACAAUUGAAACGAGACAAAAAUUGUUACUCGAAUUUCCCGCAGAUGUUAAAGAACCAUUAACUGCUAUUCACAAAACGGUGAUGGGAGAUUCGGUAGAGAAUUUUUUGAAUUCUACUGACGAAGCAAUGGCUGCUUGCUGUUUAGUGCUGAAAAAGUACGAUAAGAAGAAAGAGCGACCGCAAAUACAAUCUCACAAAGAGGCUUUGUUUGAAGAGCUUAAUGCUACGCAAGAUCCCGCAUUAGCGCUUCAUCUAGUCACAAACAUACUCUUCACCGCCAUUACGCAAAAUGCUUUGCACAUGUCCGGUAGACAUGUAACAACCGUUCUCGCGUUUCUUCAAAAACAAUUGGAUCCUGAUACAAUGUCGAUUCUCUCCAAAUAUCAUGAGUUGGUUCUCAAUUUACUAAGUGCCUCUGACGGAGACACAAAAAUGGAAGCUUCUAGUGCCUUAGAAAAAGGCCUGGCAGAUAUGAAAAAUGUCGCUAACAAUUUUAAGUACCCUAAUAAGUCAGAAUAAACAAGAUUUCAAGUAUAAAUGAUGUAAACUUAUUUACACAGGCAGUGGGAUAUAUGUAAUUCUAGUUAUAAUGUUGUAUUUUGUAAAGUAUUUUAAUAAAAUAUAUACGAAAGAGA